Messenger RNA from Nycticebus coucang (slow loris), 933 nucleotides. RefSeq names its product vomeronasal type-1 receptor 90-like. Gene Ontology annotation, cellular component: membrane. Gene Ontology annotation, biological process: G protein-coupled receptor signaling pathway. The transcript has a single exon. Lineage: Eukaryota; Metazoa; Chordata; Mammalia; Primates; Lorisidae. The record is from RefSeq and is a predicted model, not a curated record. Gene Ontology annotation, molecular function: pheromone receptor activity. Bases 1 to 933 code for a protein of 310 amino acids.
AUGAAUAUAAACAAUAAAUUUUCUGCUUUUAUUGCCAUAAAAGAUGUCUUUUUCUCUGAAGUUGGCCUUGGAAUCUCAGCCAAUGCCAUCCUUCUUCUCUUCCACAUCUUCAAGUUCCUUCUCAAGCACAGGCCCAAGUCCACUGACCUGACCAUUGGUCAUUUGGCCCUCAUCCACAUCAUCAUGUUGCUGACUGUGGGCUUCAUAGCUACAGAUCUUUUUGGGUCUCAAGAAAUUUGGGAUGACAUUAAAUGUAAGUCAGUUAUCUACCUGUACAGGUUGAUGAGGGGCCUCUCCAUUAGCACCACCAGCCUCCUGAGUGUCCUCCAGGCCAUCACCCUCAGCCCCAGGAGCUCCUGUUUGGCAAAGUUCAAACAGAAACCCUCACAUAACUUGUGUAGCUUUAUUUUCCUCUGGGUCUUCAAUAUGACUAUUAGUGCUCGCUACAUAGUCUCAACUGUUGCCACUCCCAAUGUGACCUCAGACAGUCUUCUAUUUGUUACUGAAUCCUGCUCCCUUUGGCCUGCUACUUACUUGAUCAAGUAUACAUUUUUCUCACUGUUGACCUUCCGGGAUGUCUUCCUUAUAGGGCUCAUGGCCCUCUCCAGUGGCUACAUGGUGAUUCUCUUAUUCAGGCAUAAGAGGCAGUCCCAGCAUCUUCACAGCACCAACCUUUCUCCAAAAGCAUCCCCAGAGCAAAGGGCCACCCAGACCAUUCUGCUGCUCAUGACUUUCUUUGUGGUCAUAUACUUUUUGGAUUUCAUUAUCUGCUUCUCUUUAGGAAUAUUGUGGAACAAUGAUCCAGUUCAUCUGUGUGUCCAGAUGCUGGUGACCAAUGGCUAUGCCACCAUCAGCCCUCUGGUGCUAAUUAGCACAGAACAACGAAUAAUCAAGGCCUUACCAUCCAUGUGGGGAAAGGACAGUAAUGUUUAA